Molecule: messenger RNA, 189 nt
Organism: Sphenostylis stenocarpa
Lineage: Eukaryota; Viridiplantae; Streptophyta; Magnoliopsida; Fabales; Fabaceae
Source: the annotation of a GenBank genome assembly
AUGGGGAUUAUAUUGGGCCUGACCUUGAGCCCCAGCUACUGGGCUCUGGCCCACUCCGCCAUCGUUCUCUCUCUUCACUUGCCGCGCCACUGCCUCCACCGCCCUCCCUCCGCCGUCGCCGACGCCGACGCCCGCUUCUUCAAUUCCUCAGUCCCCGCCUUUCACGUGCGCACUUCACUAGUUGGUUGA